AUGCAGCGUGCUCCCGUUACAGUUGAGGAACAGUUGUUGCAAAAAGCGAUUAACGAAGAGUGUCCAUGGGAGAAUCUACCGAAGCGGAUUCAAGCUACUCUUUCUACCAAAGACGAAUGGCACCGAAGGAUAAUCGAAUGCUGUAUAAAGAAGAGGCUUCAAUGGAAUAGCUGUUUUGCCCGGAAAGUUUGUAAAGAAAGUGAAUAUUAUGAAGAUAUGAUGCGUUACUUGCGCAGGAAUCUUGCUCUGUUUCCUUAUCAUCUGGCGGAGUAUGUUUGCCGUGUAAUGAGGGUGUCUCCUUUCAGAUAUUAUUGUGAUAUGAUUUUUGAAGUAAUGAGAAACGAGCAACCAUAUGACAGCAUCCCAAAUUUUAGUGCAGCAGAUGCUUUAAGACUUGCAGGAAUUGGGAGAAAUGAAUUUAUUGAUAUAAUGAACAAGUGCAGAUCUAAGAAAAUCAUGUGGAAACUGAACAAAUCAAUUGCAAAAGAACUCUUGCCUACACAACCUGUAGAUUUUCUUAUUGAAUCUUGGUGGGGAGUUUGUCUGGUGAACUUUACGUUGGAAGAAUUUAAGAAACUCUCUGAAGAGGAAGUUGCCACUAUAGACAAAAUAUUGUAUCCAGAGGAUCGGUUCAAAGUGUCAAGGCUUGAAGGUUUUGUAUCCAACAGGGAGCAGUCUUAUGAAGAUCCUAUUGAAGAGUUAUUGUAUGCAGUUUUUGUUGUUUCAAAUGAAAAUGCAUCUGUUGCGGAAUUGGCAACAACCCUACAGGCUGACUUGUCACAACUGCAGGCUGCUGCAUCAUUUGUAUGUCGAUUGGGAUGGGCAACAAAAGUUAUUGAUCCAUCAUCUAUUCUUCAAGAUACAAGUAUACCUGGGUCUCCAAGAAGUGCAGUUAGUGAUGAAGAUGUUUCUCUUGCUCGUCAUGGUUUUGACAAUAUCCAUAUUGAUAAUGAUAUUCAAGCGGAUGCUUCGGGUUCAAGCAACCAUGGUCCUCGUUCGGCCUAUACCUGUGUUGCCUUCAUAGUUGAUGCCAACAUAACAUCCUAUCUUAUGAUGGGUUCUGUUUCACCAGGUCUUAAAUCUCAUGCUGUUACGCUCUAUGAAGCGGGUAAAUUAGGUCAUGCCAGCAUUUCUGAUCUUUGCAAGGAUCUUAGCACUCUGGAAGGUGCAAAAUUUGAGGGAGAACUGCAGGAAUUUGCCAAUCACGCAUUCAGCCUGCGUUGUGUUUUAGAAUGUCUACAAUCAGGCGGAGUUGCUUCUGAUGUGAAAGUUGAGGAAGGACUUGAUAAGAUGAAUAUGGCUACUCCAAGCAAUGAUGAACCAGGCUCUCUAACAGCUGAAAUAUCCUUGUCUGAAAAAUUAGGAGACUCUGGGGUUACAGAAGCAGAAAUAAAUAAUGAUGAUUUAUUGAGUUUAGAUUUGGAGAAGUCUGCCGAGGCUUCUGUUUCCUAUGAAGUCGUUCCUAGUGAUGGAACCAGUUCUAUUACAUUGGAAGGUGAUGGCAACGACAUACUGGAUUCCAGUAAUGAUGAAAAUCUCCAAAACAAUGAGAAACUAAUGGUUGAAGGGUCAGAUGUUGGAACAGAAAUGCUAAAGAGGAAAAAAAAAUAUCGUGUAGAUAUUCUUCGAUGUGAAAGCUUGGCUUCUCUCUCACCAGCAACCCUUGAUCGUUUGUUUCUUCGUGACUAUGAUAUAGUUGUGUCCAUAUUGCCGCUUCCUCAUUCAUCAGUUCUUCCUGGACCUGGAGGUCCUGUUCAUUUUGGUCCUCCCUCGUAUUCUUCUAUGAGUCCUUGGAUGAAAUUGGUAUUAUAUUCUACUGUAACAAGUGGGCCUCUGUCAGUUGUUCUGAUGAAAGGACAGUGUUUGCGCUUGCUUCCUGCUCCAUUGGCUGUCUGUGAGAAAGCUCUCAUAUGGUCUUGGGAUGGUUCCACAGUAGGAGGGUUAGGAGGAAAGCUUGAAGGAAAUUUAGUGAAGGGAAGUAUACUUUUGCAUUGUUUAAAUUCACUUCUUAAGCAUUCAGCCGUGCUGGUGCUGCCUCUCAGUAAGUUUGAUCUUGAUAAAUCUGGAAAAUUGAUUACUAUGGAUGUCCCUUUGCCCUUAAAGAACGCUGAUGGCUCAAUUGCUCCUGUUGGAAAAGAGUUAGGAAUAUCCGAAGAGGAAAGUUCAAAGCUGAACUCUCUAUUGAGCGAUUUGGCAGACACGUUGGAACUGUGGACAGUUGGAUACAUCCGCUUGCUUAGACUGUUUAAUGAUAGAGAGCCUGAGCAGUUUUCACCUGAAGAAAAGUAUGAUUGGGUUCCGUUGAGUGUUGAGUUUGGGAUGCCAUUAUCUAGCCCAACGUUGUGUAAUGAUAUAUGUAGAAGGGUUGUGUCAUCUGAAUUGCUUCAAUCUGGAUCAUUUGGUGAACACCAUCAUGCGAUGCAAAGCUUAAGGAGAAAAUUACAUGACAUUUCUUCAGAGUACCAAGCAACAGGGCCUGCUGCUAAGGUACUUUACCAGAAGGAACAAUUUAAGGAAUCCUCACGACAGCUUAUGAACUAUGCUAGUGGAAGAUGGAAUCCACUUGUGGACCCUUCCUCUCCCAUUUCAGGGGCAUCAAGUGAGCAUCAAAGGUUAAAACUUGCAAAUCGACAACGAUGCAGAACUGAAGUUUUAAGCUUUGAUGGCAGUAUUCUUAGAUCUUAUGCCUUAGCUCCUGUUUACGAAGCUGCCACAAGGCCCAUUGAAGAAGGCACUCAAGCCAACACGAUAAAAGCUGAACCAGAUGAUAAUGAUAGCAAAGAAGCACGUCAGCCUAUUUCCUUAAUAGCAGAAGCAGCAGCUGCCUCGGCAUCUUUAGCAAUCAAAUAG
Molecule: messenger RNA, 2850 nt
Organism: Vicia faba (fava bean)
Lineage: Eukaryota; Viridiplantae; Streptophyta; Magnoliopsida; Fabales; Fabaceae
Source: the annotation of a GenBank genome assembly